Molecule: messenger RNA, 1604 nt
Organism: Paramecium sonneborni
Lineage: Eukaryota; Ciliophora; Oligohymenophorea; Peniculida; Parameciidae
Source: the annotation of a GenBank genome assembly
AUGGUAAGAAAUUGUAAUAAAUAUGAUUAGAAUACUAUACCUGAGAAUGUAAGGGAGAAAUAUAUAAAUCCAGCUCUUGCAGGAUGUAAAUUAUUAAUAAAUACUGCUAAUAAUAUAUUAGAUUAUGCAUAAUUAUUGAAGAGAACAAAAUUAGAAUUAUAAUUAAUUGAUAUAUAAAUUCACUCAUUUAUAUCUGAUAUAGUUAAUGUAGUAAAAUCAUAAGCUACAUUUAGAGGUCUAAAAUUGGUUGUUACUAUAGAAUAAAAAGUACCUUAAUUUAUUAGAACAGAUCCUAAUAGAUUAAGAUAAAUUUUAAUUGAUGUUUUAGUGACAACAAUUUAAGCAACUAUAAAUGGAAAGAUUAUAUUUUUAGUUAGAAAAUGUAUUUAAUAUUCAGAUCAUGUGGAAGUAAUUAUCAAAGCUAAUGCUGUGGAAACUAAUUUUCCAAUAUUAAAAAUGAUUGAUAAAACAGUUAGAUUUUUUAAAUCUUAAUAUUUAUAAUCAACAGUAAUAGAAUUAUCGAAAUUAAAAUAAUAUUCACAAUCAAUAUUGAUAGCUUUUUAUUUAACUAAAUAUUUAUCUUAAAUUCCAUUUGAGUAUGAUUAUGAGAGAAUAGAAAAUUAGGAAAGUUUUUAGUUUAUAAUAAAAGUUUAAAAUUUAAACACAUAAUUUAAUGAAUAAUUAUCAUAAAAAAGACUAUCAGUAUUUUAGAAUUAAAAAGCAUUUCAUUAAUCUUUUGUAAAUAAAGAAGGACUUAAAAGAGUAUAAUCAGAUUUACCUAGUUCAAAUGAUUUAUUAGAAAAUAGAUUGAUAAAAAAGAAUUUGUAUUUUCAAGUUGGAAUUAAAGAGUAACUUAUAGAAUCUGAUUAAAAUGAUUCUGAUUUAUAGGAGGAUGCAAUAUCAAUAUAAUCUAGAAUCAAAGUAUCAACAAAAGUUGAUUAAAUGGCUAAAGCUGAACCCUAUUUUUUUGAUUAUAUAAAUGAAGAUAAAAAGCGAUAAGAUAGAUUGAAUUCAUAGACAUCACAAUAAUUAACAUUUGGAGGUUUUGUAUAGGGAAGAUCUUCUAUUUAUUCAUCACUUGGUUAUUCUAGUGGAAGUAUGUAACCAAAUGAUUUAUUAGAUUGUUUUGAGAAAAUGGAGAAAUUAAAAUAAUAAAAAUUUUAGUUUAAUUGUUAAGUAAAAUAUAAAUUAAUAUUAAAAAGUGUCCUAAAAUUUUAAUUUGUGAAAGUUUAGAUUUAGAUCUGUAUGCAUUAUCACAUUAACUGGAUAAUCUUGGUAUUCUUUAUGAAUAUUCAACAUAACGAUAAUUGAUAGUGAAUAGUUUGAUUAAAUAUUCAGGAACAGUUUAAAAAUGUUGCAAAGGCUUAGAAUUAUUAUUUAUUGGAGUUGAACAAUUUGAUGAAGAAUUGAUUUAAUUAUUUACUGAAAUUAAAGAAACCUCUAUAAAACUAAGAGGAGAACCUAAAAUCAUAGGAUUAAUGGGAGAUAUGGUAUAAGAAAAUCGAUAAGAAAUUAUGAAAUUACCAUUUCAUGAUUUCUUAUCUAAACCUAUAAUGAUAGAUGCAUUAUUAUUUAUAUUAACAAAAUGGAUAAAAAUUUAAUGA